AUGGAUUUCUCGCAGUUGAUUUUUGGCGCAGUGCUGCAGCCCGAGCCCGCACUCCAGAAGCAGGCCGAGGCACAGCUCAUGGGCCUGCUCAACGACAACCCCACCGCCUUCCUGGCGCAGAUGGCCAAGAUGCUCGCCGAGGAUCGCUUCGACUCGAGCAUGCGGCAGGCCGCCGGCACCAUCCUGAAGAGGUCCCUGCGGCUGCCCGAAAAGCAUUGGAGCAGGGUGCCGCCCGACAACCGCAACGAGAUCAAGGACCUGCUGCUGGGCAACCUGGUCACUAGCGACAAGCUGGCCAAGCGGGCGAGCGCGGACUGCAUUUCCUGCGUGCUGGCGCUGGAGCUGCCGGGCAACGAAUGGCCCACCCUCAUUCCCGUGCUCGCCAACAACACCGUCCACGAGAACGUCGAGAUCCGGCAGGCCUCGAUCAUGACGCUGGGAUUCGUGUGCGAGCAAGUGCGGGAGACAGGGGCCCCGAUGCAGCGGGCCGAGCAGGAAACAAUCCUGGCGGGCAUCUUCAAGGGCAUCACCAAGCAAAACCCCCCCGAGAUCCAGCACACCUCGCUCAAGGCCCUGCGGGACUCGGUGGCCUUCAUGCAGGAGCUGUUCAGGAUGCCGGGCAUCAAGAACCUGACCUUCAACACGAUCAACGAGCUGAUCAUGCGGGAGAGCGACCAGGAGAGCAAGGAGCUGUGCUUCCAGGUGCUGUUCGAGCUGGCCAAGCACUGCUACACCGCCCUCGAGGAGGACGUCGACACCAUCACCCAGCUCACCGCGCCCUUCAUGACCGACGGGGGCAGCUGCUCCCGCCUGCGCAAGGCGGCCAUCGAAGUGUGGGCAGUGCUGGCGGGCGAAUACAAAGAACUCAAGGAGGCGGGCACCCCUGCCGUCAACUACGCGGCGAAGCACGAGACGGAGAUGGUGCAGGUGAUGCUGAAGAACCUGCUGUUCUACGAGGACGAGGACGAAGACAUGAACGGGAUCAGCGACAGCGCCGAGCAGGCCCUGUGCUCGAUCGGGGAGCACUGCUCCGAGGCCGCGGUGGGCAUCGUGGUCAACUUCAUCUCGCAUACCCUCAACUCCGACAACCCGAAGAUGCGGCGGGCGGGGCUGCUGGCGUUCAUCACGGUGCUGGACAACGCCCACAAGGCCCACCUCCAGAAGCUGUGCAUGAGCGGGCUGGGCGAGUUCGUGGCCCGCCUGCAGGACGGCACGGUCUUCGUGCGCGAGGCCGCCGCCAAGACGAUCUCCAAGGUGGCCGAAAACUUCCCCGAGUGCUUUUUCGGGCGGAUGGAGCACUACGACGAGUUCGACCAGGUGCUGUUUUCGCUGAAGGACGAGGUGCGGGUGAUGCGGCACACGUGCUGGACCCUGUGCUACCUGGCGGAGGCGGCCCAGAAGCAGCCGUGCGCCAGGUUCAAGGACCGGACCAAGCGAAUGAUCGACCUGCUGCUGGAGAACGCGGCGCGGGGCGAGGAGGACGAGAAGGAGCGGCUGAUCAUCGACGUGUGCUUCAUGGCCAUCUUCAACCUCGUCUCCACCAUGGCCAGCGCCCCCCUCAGCGCAGAGUACGCCUUCUUCAUCCUCGGCCAGCUCAAGUCCGUUGUCAGCAAGCCCAUCAACGCCAAGCAGGAGGCCUACCUCUUCGGCAUGCUCACCUUCCUCCACUGCUGCCUCAUGCAGAUCCAGGUCGACUCCGUCUUCGUCUGUCCGCCCGAGCUGGUCAGUGCCGCCUACGCCACCGUCAUGCGCCUGUUCCAGGUGCUGCAGGACGUCAGUCCCGAGGGCAUGUACGUGGUCUCCUCGGUGGCAGCCAUCCUCAAGAGCGACUUCCUGAAGCUGCUGAACGAGUUCUGGCCGUACGUGGAGCACGCCCUGGCGCGGGGCAACGACCUGGAGCUGGUGAAGGGGGCUCUGGGGUUCGUAGGAGACGCGUGCCGCGCAGUGGGGGCGACGUUUGAGAGCAAGCUGCCGCCGCUGCUGAAGCUGAUGAACAACUUCAUCUGCAACGUGGAGUUCGACCGGGAGGGCAAGAUCACGGUGUUCCUGACAAUGGCGGACCUGGUGAUGAACCUGGGGGAGUGCCUGCUGCCCCACAUCACGCAGUUCUUCCAGACCUUCAACCUCGGCAUCUCUGCCUGCCUGGACUUCACCAUCAAGAAGCAGGAGCAGGACUACGUCAACACGCUCAAGGACGUCAUCCUCGAGAGCGAGAUGUGCGUGUUCCACGGGCUGCGCAAGACCACCGCCGCACAGAACGACGCCUUCGUCAAGCACCUCCACUACGUCAUCGAUUUCCUCAAGUUCGCGGGGCCGGCGUGCAGGGGCUCGCUGACCAGCCAGGAAGUCAAGAGCAUGCAGGCCUUCCUCACCAAGCUCAAGCCCGACAAGGACUCCCAGGACUGCCACAAUUACGUCAACCGCUACAUAUUCCACUUGCCCUGA
Molecule: messenger RNA, 2445 nt
Organism: Hippocampus zosterae (dwarf seahorse)
Lineage: Eukaryota; Metazoa; Chordata; Actinopteri; Syngnathiformes; Syngnathidae
Exons: 2
Coding region: 1-2445 (814 amino acids)
Biological process (GO): protein import into nucleus
Cellular component (GO): nucleus; cytoplasm
Molecular function (GO): nuclear import signal receptor activity; small GTPase binding
Source: RefSeq, a predicted model, not a curated record